GUGCCAAGGACACAGCGGAACACCGUUCAGUGGGAAGAGCCGAUGACGUCGGCUCUGUCAUGUGAUCAGCUGUGUCCAAUCACAGCUGAUAGCAUUGUAGCCCCAUCAGUGCCACCUGUCAGUGUCCAUUAGUGCCCAGCAGUGCCACAUCAAUGCCACAUAUCAGUGCCUACCAGUGUACAUCAAUGCCACAUAUCAGUGCACAUCUGAGCUGCCUUUCAGUGCGGCCUAUCAGUGCUGUCAAUCAGUGCCACCUAUCAGUGCCAGUCAGUGCCACCUAUCAGUGUGCAUCAGCGCUGCCUAUCAGUGACCAUCAGCGCUGCCUAUCAGUGCCCAUCAGUGCCACCUAUCAGUGCCAUAUAUGAGUGCUACCUUUCAGUGCCCAUCAGUGAUGCCUGUCAAUGCCCAUCAGUGUCACCUACUAG
This is a messenger RNA of Staurois parvus, 425 nucleotides long. Lineage: Eukaryota; Metazoa; Chordata; Amphibia; Anura; Ranidae. The record is from the annotation of a GenBank genome assembly.